AUGCUGCACUGGCAUCUUCUAUACAAGGUCUACAAAGUGAAGAAGCUGAAGACCGAAGGCGCGAAGAGGAAAGAAAUGAAGGAGAGCCGGGAGCUCAGCAUACUCCCUCAGUUGGAACAGAGGCAGCUGAAGAAGGAGCUGCAACAGCUGCAAAUGAUGAAGCAGUUGAAGAAGAGGCUGAAGCAGCUGAAGAAGGAGGAAAUGAUAAUGCUGACGAAGCUGGAUCUGAUCCCAGCAGCAGCUGCAGAGCAAGAAGAGGUUGAAAGGAAGAAAGAAGAGCUGAGAAGAAAGUUGAAAGAAAAGUCGGAUGAGCAUGUUGCAGAGGAAAUGCAGAAGAAGCAAAUGGAGAAAAGAGAAGAACAGUUGAAGGAUCUGCAAGAGGUAGCUAAAAAUCGCAGAAGGAAUGUGAUGAAGACUGCAAGGUCGAAAGGAGUGCGACCAAGCAGCAGCAGCAGCGACAGCUACGAAAGCGAUCCAGAGAAGGCUUACAUGAAAAAGCAGAAAAAGCCGAAGGAAAAGAUUGAAAAGCCGGAAAAGCCGAAAGAACCGGAGGAAAAGGUUGAAAAGCCGACAGAACCGGAGGAGGCCAACAUAUCCGUAGAGGGUAUGACGAUAGCUCAAGCAGUCCGUCGUAUGUUUCGGCUGGACGACGUGGAGGCCUUGUUGGAAGACGAAAAACUCAGCAAGGUGAAUGGAGUCCUGGCUGAUUUGGAAAAUGCAUUCGGCGGGUUGCCAGAUGGAUUCGGCUUGCGGUUACAGUCGAUGGCAAAUGAGUUUAGAAGCUGGAAUGACGAUCUGGAGGAAGUGAUCAGAAGAACAGAGGCUGACAUCGAACUCAACAGCGACCAGCAGCCUACGGAAGCAACUAGCGAAAAAGAGAACGCGCUGACUUUAAUGGCAGAAGCACAGUUGAUGCAGGCUACGGCCGAGUCAAACAUCACGGCAGCAAAAGAAAAGGGCGAAAAAUUGGAAGAUGGCCGUGAGACAGCCAAAAGUGUGCUGGACACCAGUACUGAAUAUGCUGAAGAUGGUGACGAAAAACCUAGAAGAGGCUGUUGCUCCUGA
Symbiodinium necroappetens is the source of this 1065-nucleotide messenger RNA. NCBI's taxonomy places the organism in Eukaryota, Dinophyceae, Suessiales, Symbiodiniaceae. The record is from the annotation of a GenBank genome assembly.